Messenger RNA from Nannospalax galili (Upper Galilee mountains blind mole rat), 282 nucleotides. Its product is annotated as late cornified envelope protein 3B-like. NCBI's taxonomy places the organism in Eukaryota, Metazoa, Chordata, Mammalia, Rodentia, Spalacidae. Gene Ontology annotation, biological process: epidermis development. The transcript has a single exon. The record is from RefSeq and is a predicted model, not a curated record. The coding region runs from base 1 to 282 and encodes 93 amino acids.
AUGUCCUGCCAGCAGAGCCAGAAGCAGUGCCAGCCGCCUCCCAAGUGCCCCUCACCCAAGUGCCCCCCGAAGAGCACAGCACAGUGUCUGCCUGCAGCCUCCUCCUGCUGUGCUACAAGCUCUGGGGGUUGCAGUGGCCUUGGCGGCUCUGAGGGCGGCUGCUGCCUGAGCCACCACAGGCGCAGGUCCCACCGAUGCAGGCGCCGGAGUUCCAGUUCCUGUGACCAUGGUCAGCAGUCUGGGGGCUCUGGUUGUGGUCACAGCUCUGGGGGCUGCUGCUGA